AUGGCAGGACUUCUGGCUAGCCAUAUCGCUCUCUGUCCCUCGAGCACCGUAAGCUUCGCCUCUUUGCAAACGAGGCGAACUCCCGCGAGAGCAGCAUACGCUCAUCCGCAUGGCGGACGGACUCCUGGUGCACCAUCCCCGCUCACUCCGUACUCAGCAAGGAUUGAGCAAUUGCAUUCGACGGCAACGAAGGCAGUUGAAAGCGCGGCCUCUACCGCUAUUAACUCUGCUCCCACGUCUGCUGUUGCGUCAUCCUCACCCUCGUUGAGUCCCUUCCGGGAAAGGAUAAACGAUUGGUAA
Molecule: messenger RNA, 300 nt
Organism: Closterium sp. NIES-65
Lineage: Eukaryota; Viridiplantae; Streptophyta; Zygnematophyceae; Desmidiales; Closteriaceae
Source: the annotation of a GenBank genome assembly